CGGGCACCGUCGUCCUUCAGACUGCUGUGCGCCGCCCCAAGAACACAGAGCUGUUUGAAAUGAUUGAAAAGAUGCAGGGAAGCAGGAUGGAUGAACAGCGGUGCUCCUUCCCCCCUCCCCUGAAGACGGAAGAGGAUUACAUCCCCUAUCCCAGUGUCCACGAGGUCCUGAGCCGGGAGGGGCCCUUUCCCCUCAUCUUGCUCCCCCAGUUUGGGGGCUACUGGAUCGAGGGCACCAACCAUGACCUGACGGGCGUCCUCGAGGCGGAGCAGCUCCAGUCGCCAACCUCCAAGGUGAAGCUGGAGUGUAACCACAUGGCCACCAUCUACAGGAAGCAUUUCUUGGGCAAGGAGCAUUUCAGUUACUACUCGGUGGACGCCGCGCUGGGGCACUUGGUCUUCUCCCUCAAGUACGACGUCAUCGGGGAUCAGGAACACCUGCGCCUCCUCCUGCGGACCAAAUGCCGAACGUACCACGAUGUCAUUCCCAUCUCAUGCCUGACGGAGUUUCCCAACGUGGUCCAGAUGGCCAAGCUGGUGUGUGAGGAUGUCAACGUUGACCGCUUCUAUCCCGUCCUGUACCCAAAGGCCUCGCGCCUCAUUGUGACCUUUGACGAGCACGUCAUCAGCAAUAACUUCAAGUUUGGGGUCAUCUACCAGAAGCUGGGCCAGGGGGAUGCCCAGCAGUUGCAACGGAAACGGCACAUUGGCAAUGACAUCGUCGCCAUCGUCUUCCAGGAUGAGAACACGCCCUUCGUGCCCGACAUGAUUGCUUCCAACUUCUUGCAUGCCUACGUGGUGGUCCAGGCGGAGAGCCCCUGCACGGACCACACCCUCUACAAGGUCUCCGUCACCGCCCGGGAUGACGUGCCAUUCUUUGGACCCCACCUGCCCAAUCCGGCCGUUUUCCGAAAGGGCCCUGAGUUCCAGGAAUUCCUCCUGACCAAGCUGAUCAAUGCCGAGUACGCCUGCUACAAGGCAGAGAAGUUUGCCAAGCUGGAGGAGCGCACGCGGACCGCCCUGCUGGAGACGCUCUACGAGGAGCUGCACCUGAACAGCCAGUCCAUGAUGGGCCUGGGGGGCGACGAGGACAAGCUGGAGAACGGCGGCAGCGGGAGCGGCGGGGGGUUCUUUGAGUCCUUCAAGCGGGUGAUCCGCAGCCGCAGCCAGUCGAUGGACGCCGUGGGCCUCAGCGGGAAGCGGCAGAACACCGUCUCCACCAGCCACAGCGGCAGCUUCGGACACAACAAUCCGGACAUUGCCAAAGCUGCGGGCAUAUCAUUGCUUGUCCCCGGAAAAGCGCCAAGUAGGUACGGACGUCGGGGCAGCGCCAUAGGCAUAGGAACCAUAGAAGAGAUCCUGGAGGCCCGGGAAAGCCCGACUGGUACUCAGGAAACCCCGGACAGUGGCCACGUGUCCCAGGACCCGAAGUCCGAGGACUCGUCCAACCAAAGCUCUCCUGAGAUGCCCACCACCAAGGACAGGCCGGACCCCGUAGCUCACAAGCCGGAGGCCCCGCGGGACUUCUCACGCUCCUCGUCCAGUGCCAGCAGUUUCGGCAGCGUGGUGGAAGAACACGAAGGCGCCCAGGAAGAUGACGCCGGCGUGGAGAGCCAGUCCUCAUCGGGGACGCCGCACAAACGUGACUCCUUCGUCUACAGCACCUGGCUGGACGUGGACGACAGCCUCAGCACCACCAGUGGGGGCAGCUCUCCAGGCCCCUCUCACUCUCCCCAGCCAGACCCCAGGAAAUCCACAGACCCGUCUUGCCCAGAGAUCAAGAUCCAGCUGGAGCAGGCGGAGCAGCACCCCCACCUGAGCUGCUAGCCCUCCCUGCCUGGCCUCCUCCGUGGAUCUGCCUCCCCACAAGCACACGGUGAAGAAGCACAAGCGGAGGGGCUUGCGGGAGGCCCCUCAUCCUCCCGGUCCACCUGGCAAAGCCUGCCUGCCCAGGCCUCCUCCCGGAACUUCUCCCUCCUCCCUCCCCCUCCCUUGGUGGCAGCUGCAACCCAUUUGCCUCCCUUGGGCUGAGGCGCUCCAGAUCCCCGACACCCCCCACACACACACACACACACAAGACCUCUCGUGGUCAGCCAAAAGACAGGCCUGAAGGGAACCACCCGGGAGCAAGGCACCUCGGAGGCAGGCUGUGGACGAUCACCCACACACCGGGACACCUGCCCCGCACGGAGGACUCCCAGCCCCCUUUCCUUGGCAGAGAGACGGCUGAGAUGCCCGACGGCAACCCGACAGCCAGAGCAGUGUUCAUUGGUGCGUGUCUCUGGCUUUUCCAUCACACAAACCGCCCCAGGGGUGCCAGAGAGCCCGCAGAGAGGAGCGGAGCAGGAGGAAAGCUCUGAAUCGGCAGCCGGACAACAGCGAGUGAGAAACCCCCACAGAGAGCGGGCCUCUCGGCAAGUGGAUUUCCAGGGGCCCCCUUGGGAAGGAGGAGGAAGCCUGUAGUGGAGAUGUCCAGCCUGGACCCACCCCUCCCCGCCUGCUGUCCACCCGUCUUCGCCUCCUGUGCAUCCUUGACCAUCUGCCCGGGAGGGGGCGGGGCCCAUGUCAGAAUCAGCUGCCCCCCCCCCUCCGGGGUGUGUGUGGGGGGGAGCUGGCCGGCAGAGCCAUCCCUUCCUGCUCCCUUUCCCCAGCUGCAACUUCGUCCCUUUGAUAGCCAUCAU
Molecule: messenger RNA, 2680 nt
Organism: Gekko japonicus
Lineage: Eukaryota; Metazoa; Chordata; Lepidosauria; Squamata; Gekkonidae
Gene: RAP1GAP
Product: RAP1 GTPase activating protein
Exons: 23
Coding region: 60-1826 (588 amino acids)
Biological process (GO): regulation of small GTPase mediated signal transduction; activation of GTPase activity
Cellular component (GO): cytoplasm
Molecular function (GO): GTPase activator activity
Source: RefSeq, a predicted model, not a curated record